CCACCUCCCCCCCCCCCCCACCUCCUCGAUCCCAGACCCGAGGCCGAGCGGUUUACCUGCUGGGCCCGGGCUGCUGGAGGCGGAAGCUGGCCGGUUGUGAGCUGGGCCGCAGGAGGAGCAGCCGAGUGAAGCGGUGACCGGAUGAGGAAGAAGAGUUUAUUUAUGUGAAUGUUUCCUCAUUGCUGGAGCUGCGGUUCGGUGAUGAGCCCCGUGUCCAUAAACCUCCCUCAGGUUCAGCACUGAAGACCCAGGCUCGAUUGUUAAUUGACAAUGUUUGCUAGAAGAUGAAACCAAAAACCAUGAAGAGAAAUAAACAGUGGAAUGUCAGCAAAGCACUGGCUCUUGCCAGCCUCUAUCACUUUCUUCACUGUGCAGCAACAGCCUGUAUAAUUCCAUUCCUUACCAUAUAUUUCAGACAGCUUGGAUUAACUGCGCCAUUUGUCGGCAUUGUCAUGGGGGCAAAGUAUUUUAUUUCCCUGCUUUGUACUCCCUUUUGGUCUUACUGUGCUGGACGCCAUAACAAAAGAAGAAUUCUUGUGCUUGGCUCCCUGUUGUCAUCAAUAGGAGCAGGUCUUUUACUCACACUCAUUCCACCCGGUGAUGAAAAAGUAGAAUACAAAUUCUGCAACACAAGUAUGUAUGCAAAAAACAGUUGGAAUCAAAAUAUAAGACCAGAAGGCAAAGACAGUGUUGGUGAUUUUAAGAUGAAUAAGAUUGCACAGACCAUUCUUCCCACAAUAUUGAAUGCUGCUGUAACAGGCCAUCCUCGUUCAACAUUCCAAAUGAAAGAAAACCUCCAGUUGCUGACCACUGCUGAACCAUCUGCUGUGAGCAACAUAACCAAACCGCUAACCAAACAUCCAGACAAGACUGAGCUGAGUAAUGUUACAAAUUCAAAAUUCUCAGCUCUGUCAAAAGAUGUGGGUAGCGCACAAAAUGCAAAUGAUCAUCUUCAAUCAAAGCAGAACCAAUUUCUGCCAAUUGAAGACUCUGGCCAGGCAAGAACUAUGAGAGAAGCUGCCAAGCACCUUCCUGUUAAAGAAAAUAACAAAGAGGAAAACGACAGUUUAGAUGUUUAUUCUAGUACAGUAAACAGUCAUGUCAUGAAAAGGAAUGUUGCUUUGAAGAUCAGUUCUGAUGACAGAAAAGAAAAGCAACGCAUCAACACUGAGCCUAAUCACAGUUUUAAAAUUCUGGAUAACCAGAACCAGACAUUUGUGCUUAUUUUACUAGCUAUAUCUUUAUGGGAGAUUUUAGCAUCAGCUCCGGAUUGGGUUGCAGAUGAUGGGCUGUAUGACUACCUGGACUUUGUUGACUCUGUUGAUCGCUAUGGUAAACAGUGGAUUUGGGGUUACUUGGGCACAGCUGGAGCAGCUUUUAGUAUUGGCGUCCUUGUGGACAGGCUGAAUUGUUUCCUCAAUGCACAUACUCCUAGAAUUGCCGUGCACUUUUAUAGCUAUGCAGUGCUGAUUACUUUGACACUUCUUGUUGGUGUGUUCUAUCCAAUUCACACUGCUAAGAAAAAUGACAUGGUAAACCGCACUGUCAAAGGAUUGCACCUGUUGGGAAGUGAUGGAAGGGCCAUCUUGUAUGUGAUCACUGUCUUCAUCACAGGAGCUAUCGGAUCAACAAUAAACAACUUCCUCUUUUGGCAAAUGCAGAAUAAGGGAAGCAGCGAGGCUUUUAUGGGAGCUGCAGUUGCAAUUGGCUUUAUAGCUGAAGUUCUACUUUUUCUUUUUAAGGACAGAGUGCUAAAGAUCCUUUCACUUUCUGGAACAGUGGCUUUGGGACUAAUUUGCCUUGCGGCUCAGCUGCUCUACUAUUCAUUCCUCUGGUCCUCUUGGGCAGUUUUGCCUGUUCAAGUCUUGAAUGCUUUUAGCAAUGGUGCCUUGUGGUGGGCUGUUUGGAGUCAAUGUAAUGAUCUAGCUACCCUUGGUACAGAAAGGACACUCCAUAAAAUCUACCAUGGGCUUUCCUUUGGUCUAGGUGCAAGUUUUGGCAGUUUUUGCAGUGGCUUCAUUGUGAAUAGUUUUGGCAUAGAAAGACUUUACCAAGCAUGCUCUGCUACUGCAAUGCUUUGGGCAGUGGUGUUCCUCAUUGCACAGUCUAAGAUUCCUCGGCAAAAGAGGUUAAACUACUCACGACUGUUAGCAGCUGAUACCAGUGAUAUGAGUGACUCGGAUGAUGAGCAAGAUAAAGAUUGGCUUGUUACGGCCCUGAAAAAUGAAAACGUUUUACAGAAGUAGCUAGUUUACUAAGCUCAUCUCUCUAGGGUAUUCCCUGUUGAAUAUAUAAGACAUCCUCAUGUUUGGCACAAAUGCUCUGGUUGUUGCUUUAAAAUUCAAGCCAAAGUAUAUAAUAAACAUCUGGAAUAGAAAUUUUCAGGUGACAAUUUAGUAAUCAGGUUAAGAUUAAAUGAUGUGCUAUUAAAUACUGUAUACCAGUUCUACUUUAAGUGUGGUUUUUUGACUCUUUUUGGCACUUUUAGCUACGAAAUGUAGGAUUGAGAUUUUUUUUAAAAAGGCAAAUUAUGGGAAUUUAAUUUUUGAAUAAAAUAGAAUAUUUGUUUUGAAAUGGAAAUGUCCCUUUAAUAGUUGUUAGGCCAUAACUGUGAUGACUGGAUGUUAUUGCUUAUGUGGUGUCUUCAGCUAAUUGAAUAUAAAGCUGUUUAUGGUAUUCUUCUAUACCUACUCAUUAAAAUACAGUGAACACUUGGAGGGCAAGAAAUGAUCUGGACUGACUGUUUUCUCAUUCACCAUUCCACUGUUAGUGGUGAGAAAGGAAAGUGCUACCAAGGGCCCACUUCUGGACUUAAUACGCAAAAAUAAUUUAAAUAGAAAAACUGCAUUCAUGUAGCACCUCUACCUUAUCAUGCUCUUGUUAAUUCCUUGUCACCAUAGCCUUAAUGGGACCGUUGGCAUUUUCUUGCUUCGUCUCUGGUUUUCUUCAAUCCUCCCUUAGUCCAUGUCUUGAUGUUAUCCACCCAUCCAAUCUUUCUUCUUCCUCUUCUGUUUCUACCCUCAUUUUCUCCUUCAAUUAUUGCUAGGACAAGGUUGUGGGGUCUUCAUUUCCAGUGUCUGUACUUGACUAUCUUUCUUUCUCUAACUACUGAACAGCCCUUUUGAUUCCUGAACUUCUAUCCUCGAUCUAACCCACAUAUUUUGUCUUUCUGUCCUUCCAGCUGAUCCUAAGCAUCCUCCUCCAUGCCCACAUUUCAAAAGCUGUUCUCCUCCUCUUAUCCUUUUUUUCAGGGUCCAACUCAUUCAUAGAGUGUAACACUCCACACUAGUGACUGUACUGGAUGUUGUUUUUCAGCUUCAUGCUAUUGCUUUUGGACUUGCAGUUCCAGACACUACUUAAGUCACUGGUCACACCUCUUGCUGUAGUUAAUCUAACCUGGAUUUUCCAUAUAGAGCCACAAUGUUGGUCAUUGCCUCAGUUAUGGUCAGCGCAGAAGACUCACUGUGUCUUUUGACUAGGCCUGCCGUGGUCUCUAACUCUUCCUUUGUUCUGGUGAUGAGCGUGAUGUUGUCAGCAGACUUGAGAAUCUAUAUGUUCCGACCUCCUAUGAUGUAGCCCAAUCUCUGGUAGCUCUUCCUGUGCCAUCCUCAUUACCUUCUCUCAUUGGCAUGCUCUCUUCACUUCACAAAAAAUGUCUCCUAUCCAACAAACUACAUGUGUUGUCUUUGUACUCUUAUCUUUUCAUGUCUUUCUUCCCUCUUAUUUUUCUCUCUUUACCACACUCCCCAACAUCAAUGGAUGCUCUUCAAAGCUGUAUUCAUACGCUCCCCCUUGCUUAGCUUAAAGUAUUACUGGCAUGAAUUUGCAUCAAGUUCCCUGUUUACUCUUUUUUGGUGAGAAAUAGUAAAUGGCAUGGAGAGACAUAAAGGGAUAUGGAGACACAUUCUUAUUUUAAAAACUGAAGUAUGAGCAAUUAUUUCAUAAUUCAUGUUCUUUAACUUUGUAUUUUAAAAAUUUCUACGCUAUAGAAAAUUUAAAAAUCUUGGAGAGGUUACAGUAUCACGUGUUCCUCAUUCUAGAUUUUUGUCUCAUUAAGGGUACCGAUCAGUAAUUAAACUCAGGUUUAGAUUUGAAAUAAAAAUGCAAAGUGUUGGAGAUACAGUAUGAGUCUGUUAGCAUUUGAAAAGAAAAGGUAAAGGUGUUUUAGGUGGAAGUGUUUGUCAGAAUUGAAGGCACUGAUGCAGCAUUACAGUGGAGGAGAAAAACAUGUAAAAGUCAAGUACAGAUAUGCUAACUGCAGUUAUGAACAGGCAGCUACUAGUUUUUUUACAUCUAUAAACUAGAAAAUGAUUGAAAAUCGCUGGAUAAUUUUCCACACUAAACAUUAAUACUACUUUAUGCUGCACUAAAUGUUUUCUCUGUCAUGCCAAACAUGCCCAGUUAAGUCAGUCAACCAACAGGUCAAUUAGUGCGUUUAGCAUUUGCAGAUUAGUUUAAGAUGGAUUUAUUCUUCUAGCAAAAUACCUGCAUAUUGGGUUUGUUGGUGACUCCGUUUGUAAAGCUAGUGUAGAGCAGCCGUACCAGCAAAAUGUUCCCAUGUUUAGUAUCUGGCCUUUUCUGAAUUAGCUGAUUAAAACUCCACUUGUUCUCAAGAAAAGCUGAAGUUGAGGAACCCAGCCUGACAUUUCCAGUUCUUGACUGAUUCAAUGAUAUCCUGCUAAGUAGGACAUGAGUGAAUGUUUGGUGAGGAUAGGAUUGACCUAGGCUGUGAUGCCCUCUUCCCAUGCCUCAUUCCCAUCCCAAGCCUCUCCAUGGUGAGAUAAUGUGAUAACAUUGAGUAGUGUGACAUGAAGAAUGGCUGCUUGGAUGAGGUUCCAGAGGGAGACAUGUUACCCUUCGUACUGACCCACAGCAGGAAUGAUUGAUUUCCAGAUAGGAAGGCAAUUUAAAAAAAUGUAACUGAGAACUUCAGGAAAAACACAACCUUCUGAAGACCUGCACGACACAUUUUGAGGUUGGAAACUCUUCUUGAAAUAGUUGCAAAUGGAGAAUCAUGCAACGCACAGUGAGGCCAUUCAUCCCAUUGUGCAUGUGCUGGAUCUUUGAAGGAGCUAUCCAAUUAGCUCAUUAUACUGAACAUUUUCUAUUUUCCUACUUGAUUCCUUUGUCAUUCAAGCUUGUAGAAUUUGAAGUGAGGAACAAUUUUAUUUUUGUGGUAUUUUUGUUCAUGCUUUCCAUUUUCAUUUGAAAAAAACAUGCAGAUGUUCCACUGUCUUCCCAGUCCAAUUGAACAUAAGCUGUUUCUCAGCUGGUAGGUCAGGCAAUGAGCUGAUCUGCUUCAAGGACCAAUAUCAUUUCAAAACCAGGUGCAGGGUGCUUCACUCCAUGUACCUCAGCUAUGAACCCUCCAUACUGCAGUACUGUAUGUUAGUACACUAAUAAAAUCUGACAAUUACACUAACAAUAAUUGUUUGUGAAGUAAGUUAAGCAUAGCUAUACCAUGAAGCUCUUGGUUAGCUACUUAGGGUGGGACGGAGGAGGGAAUUUUCUUGAUUUACAAAAUUAAAUAUGUAGAAUUUGUUUAGAGAAAUUUUGUAUGCAAAUUGGAACAAAAUCUUUGCACACGCAUCUUACGCCUCUGCCUAUUAACAUGCAAAGUAAUUGCAUGUUUUUGUUGAGUGAAGAAUUUCAUUCAUAUUUCCUCAAAAGAAUUAACAUUCCACUGUAAGCACAUUGAAGUAUACUGUAACAUUGUAGUUGCAUUUGAAAACAAAAUACUGUGAAUGUCUCAACAAUAUAUUACUUAGCUCUUUAAUUAUAUGUCUCUCAUGCAGAUCUUUUGCACUGUGGUGGUGUUCCAUUAUGAAAUCAAUGCUGAAUGCACUGUUUUCUUUUUGGGGGAAAGAGUGUUUUACAUUUUGAUACGACUUCGUUUGAAUAUAUAAAAAAUUCCCUAUGGAAAAAGAGAACAAUGAAGGUAAAAUAAGUGUGGAUGUUUCCUUAAAGAAGAAAAAUCUUAAUUCCUAGAGUUAAUUGGCUCCUUUUCUUGAAGUUAGCUAGUAGAACUAGAUGAAACCCUGGUUUCAUUUUCCUUUUCUGGAAUUUAAAUUAUUUUUAAAAAGUGGGACUAUUUUUAGGGUUCUCCAUACUUUUGGUUGAAACUGGUCAAUCUAUUUUCCAUUGUUGCACUUAUUGCUAAUAAGAGGAAUAACCAUUGUUAUUUUUUAAUUGUUAGGAAAUGUGUGAAAAAUCAGAAAAUAUCAUUUGUUUGAGAUUUGCUACCGCUUGUUUGGGGAGGAUGCGGGAUAAGGUUAUAAACAAAUAUUCUUUGUGCUUAGAAAUUGAUUUGAGACAUUCUUGCACUUGUAAAAAAAAACGGAAUGUGCCUUCAGGGAGGGGUGCUAUGUUUCUGUCUUCAGGCAAUAUUACAAAUUGUGCAGUGGGUAAUUGAAAUUGCACUUUUUACUUGGUAACCACUGCUGUAUGAUGGUGUAUUUGGUUGUAUAUUAAAGCUCUGUAAAUAUUGAAAAAUAUAUUAAAUGUCUCUAUUAGUAAAUGUACUUGUAGCUUAUUUAUUGGACUGGUGAUUGGAUAUAUUGAUUUUAAAUAAAUGAUUUUAUUGAAA
Molecule: messenger RNA, 6586 nt
Organism: Carcharodon carcharias (great white shark)
Lineage: Eukaryota; Metazoa; Chordata; Chondrichthyes; Lamniformes; Lamnidae
Gene: mfsd6l
Product: major facilitator superfamily domain containing 6-like
Exons: 2
Coding region: 285-2246 (653 amino acids)
Cellular component (GO): membrane
Source: RefSeq, a predicted model, not a curated record